Lachnellula hyalina is the source of this 1290-nucleotide messenger RNA. RefSeq names its product Lactose permease. Gene Ontology annotation, molecular function: carbohydrate:proton symporter activity. NCBI's taxonomy places the organism in Eukaryota, Fungi, Ascomycota, Leotiomycetes, Helotiales, Lachnaceae. Gene Ontology annotation, biological process: transmembrane transport; carbohydrate transport. Gene Ontology annotation, cellular component: membrane. Bases 1 to 1290 code for a protein of 429 amino acids. The transcript is spliced from 2 exons. The record is from RefSeq and is a predicted model, not a curated record.
AUGGCAGAAGCAAAGACUGGGGACGUCAUCCACCAUGAACACACCCUAGAUGAUGAGGUGAAUGAGAAGAUCCAAGAUGAUUCAGUCGAAGCCGCCAAGCAUGACCUUAACCGCAUGGACCUGGACAAACUUUCCAAAGAUGCGUUCAGUGUAAAGUCACGUGCAGCACGUCGCCUAGCAGUCGUGAUUAUGAUUCAGGGGCUCAGUGUCGCUGCAUUUGCAAUCGAUGGCUCCUCUAUUGGUGGGAUCACAGCGCUCCCAGCCUUUAGGAGCCACUUCAAUGUCGGAACAAGUGGUGCUGCACUGGGCAUCAUCAAUGCAGCCAUGUCCAUUGGCAAUGUCGUUGCCAGUCCUUUCCAAUGGCUAUCCGACCUGGUUGGACGCCGCGGGGUCAGCUUUGCCGGCAACGUGAUUCUAAUUCUCAGUGGUAUUAUCAUGGCUACAGCACCCAAUAGUUCUGCUCUCAUCGUGGGCCGCGUUUUCAGCGGAGUAGGUGCAUCACUCUCAGCAACAGUUGGACCACUGUACAUGAGUGAAAUCGCACCUUCUGCAAGUCGAGGUCUGGCCAUUGGACUUUAUUGCGCUUCCUAUAGCAUCGGAGCCAUUGUGAUUGCUGUGGUUCUCCUGGGUGGGUCCUACAUGGACAACAAUUGGAGCUGGCGCCUUCCCAUGCUCUUUCAGAUCGGGGCGCCUCUCAUAGUCGCAACUCUCAUCUACCCCUGUACACCCGAGUCACCAAGAUACCUCUACGCUGUAGGAAAGCAUGAUCAGGCGCGGAGGAUCAUCGCACGUUAUCACACGACUUCCGAAGACAUUAACGACCCGAUCGUUGUUGCAGAGAUGCAGCAGAUUGGAGAAUCUAUGGUACGCCAUGAAACAAAACCCUGGGACUUCAGCCCACUCUUCAAGACCGCCAACGCACGAAGACGAGUAUGGGUUAUUUUCCUGUACAGCUUUUUUCAACAAUGCAACGGCGCUGGCAUGCUCACAUAUUACCUCCCAGGUGUCCUUAAACUUGUUGGAAUCACCAAAACACAGCAAGUAUUGGGCAUCAAUCUUGGGAUAACGUGUGUGAGCUACCUCGCCACAAUUGGGGGUUCCUUCAUUGUCGAUAGGGUUCGCCGUCGUACCUUGCUUUUCACAGGUUGGAGUGUUUAUAUCUUCUUCCUUGCGCUCAUGUCGCUUUGCGGUGGAUUGUAUGCUUCCAAUAUUGGUGUAAAGCCAAACGGCUAUAUCGUGGUCAUCGCAAUAUUUGCCUUUAAUGUCUGUACUGGCGUUUUCGGUGAGUAG